UGCCGCAGCAGUUGGAGCAGCAAAAUAGUUACCGUUAGGCAAUUGCAAGACGCAAUUAUAAUUUUUGGGGAAAAAAAACAUAUAAUUUUGUUAUUAAUUUGGGUUUGUUAGUAGCUGACCACCCCCCCUCACCCACCGGAUAGAAAAAUCCUAAUAGUAGUGAAUUAGUAGUGUAUUAAUAGUCGGUUUCUGUUCUGUCCCGAGCUCCCGAGUCGGGUUCUCCGUAUGCGUUUUCCGUUGCGAGUAGUUGAAUGAUUGCGUUUCGAUUAGAGCCCUCCGAGUGCCGUUUCCAUCAAAAGCGCUCCCUAAUGAAAUGGUCUUCGGUGCUAUGCUACUAUCGGGCAACAUAAACAGCCCAAAGAAGCAACAGGAACACCAACAGCAGCACCAGCAACAUCCAAAGGAGGACAAUCCGCAGAAACCAAAACCAGCAGAAAUCAAAUCCUCCAGAAGUUUCAAGGAUCAGGAUAUAAAGCAACCACCAGGCACAGGGUAUUAUGCCCUCGGCAUUCGAAUUCCCAAAUCGCCAUCUUUCCACAGUGGUCUAGACCAGCUGGCCGACGACGAGUUGGAGGACCAGGAUCUGAAUCCGGACCAGGAUCGGGAGCCAGCCGGCAGCAAGUUCAAAUUCAGCAGCGUGGAGGAGCUCAAGGCCAAGUUCGAGGGGCGGAAGACGCCCCUCUCGCCACCCGAGGCGGCCGCCGGACCAGCGGCUGCUGCAUCCUCCUCGCCCUCUUCCUCCUCCACCAGCUCCAACUCCUCCGCCUCGGCCCUGUCCUCGCUCUCGCAGGCAGGCUCAUCGUCGAUGGCCUCGGCGGCGGCCAACUCCUCGGCCUCGUCCUCGGCGGCCACGUACGGCGGUGGAGCCAAUUCGGCGGCAGCUGCUCUGAUAGCCUCCUCGCCCUUUGGAUCGCAGUCCUCCACUUCCUCGUUGUCGGUUUCCUCGAAUGCCGGCAUGCCGAAGCCAGGAGCCACCACCACGGCUGCCCCAACGAGCGCCGGAACCUCGCUGGUCUCUACACUGGCUCAGCACUUUUCGGCGGCCACUUCGGCGGCUGCUUCUGCGGCAGCUGCAGCUGCUUCUUCGGCUGCCGGUUCGACUGCUUCCGGCUCAUCUGGUGCUUCGUCUAGCGGCGCCACUAGUGCAUCCGGCUCCAUAGCCGCCAGCAAGUCACCGGUGAGCGCGGCCGCGGCCAUUAAGAACAUACUGAAUGCCACCAAAAGUGUGGGCAACAGUGCUGCAGCGGCUGCUGCAGCAGCGGCGGCGGCCACCUCCUCAUCAUCCUCAUCCUCCACACCAGCCGCCCCAACAACUAACAACACCACCAACGCCAUAGCCACAGCCACAGUUACCGCUCCCGUCACCAGCACUGGCAUUGGCAUUGGCAUUGGCACCGGCACUGGCCCCGGCCCCGCACCCGGUUCCGGUUCUGGUCCCGGCCCCAGCGCCGCCGCCGCCGUCGCCCCGGUAAACAACGAGGCGCCCGCAGAGGAGCUGCGCCCAACGGUGGCCCAAAAUCUGGUCGGCGGCAUUAGCAUCUCACUGGGCAUUGGCCAGCGGAAUGGCAGUGCCACACAGACGGCAACAGUUGUGGCCACAUCCAGCUCCACUGUGGUGGUGUCCUGUGCAUCCAGCUUGACCAUCCUGCAGCAGAACGGUGACCAGCAUCACCAGACGCUGCAACAGCUGACGGGCAGUCCGGGAAGAGCUCGUGACCGGAAUCUGUUCCAUACGCCACCCACCGCUUCGGUUGCCCUGGCGCUGCCUGCACUGCGAGAAACGACGGCCGGCGAACGGGAGGAGUUGUUCAUUCAGAAGAUCCGACAAUGCUGCACACUCUUCGACUUUUCGGAGCCGCUGAGCGACCUGAAAUGGAAGGAAGUGAAGCGUGCGGCCCUCCACGAGAUGGUCGACUUUCUCACAAACCAAAAUGGCGUGAUUACCGAGGUGAUCUACCCGGAAGCUAUCAACAUGUUUGCUGUCAACCUUUUCCGCACUUUGCCGCCAUCGUCCAAUCCGAAUGGCGCUGAAUUCGAUCCGGAGGAGGAUGAGCCGACGCUGGAGUCAUCGUGGCCACACCUCCAACUGGUCUAUGAGCUAUUCUUGCGCUUCUUGGAGUCACCCGACUUCCAACCAAAUAUGGCUAAGCGAUUUAUCGAUCAUCAAUUCGUAUUACAACUAUUGGAUUUAUUCGAUUCGGAGGAUCCACGUGAACGUGAUUUCCUAAAGACUGUUUUACAUCGCAUCUAUGGAAAAUUUUUGGGCUUGCGAGCAUUUAUUAGGAAGCAAAUCAACAAUGUCUUUUACAGAUUUAUCUACGAAACGGAGCAUCAUAACGGCAUAGCCGAGCUAUUAGAAAUCCUGGGCAGUAUAAUCAAUGGCUUCGCCCUUCCGCUCAAGGAGGAGCAUAAACAAUUUUUACUUAAGGUAUUGUUGCCAUUGCACAAGGCCAAGAGCCUCUCGGUCUACCAUCCGCAGCUAACCUACUGUGUGGUACAGUUCCUUGAGAAGGAUCCCAGUUUAUCCGAGGCUGUUAUCAAAAGCCUACUUAAAUUCUGGCCGAAGACGCAUAGCCCCAAGGAGGUGAUGUUCUUAAAUGAGCUGGAAGAGCUACUUGACGUAAUCGAACCGGCCGAAUUCCAAAAAGUAAUGGUGCCCCUGUUCCGUCAAAUUGCCAAGUGCGUCUCCUCCCCGCACUUCCAAGUUGCCGAACGGGCGCUUUACUAUUGGAAUAAUGAGUAUAUCAUGUCCUUGAUAGCGGACAACUCGGCGGUAAUUUUACCCAUUAUGUUCCCCGCGUUGAAUCGCAACUCCAAGACACACUGGAACAAAACAAUACAUGGAUUAAUUUACAAUGCGCUCAAGCUGUUUAUGGAAAUGGAUCAGCGGUUGUUCGACGACUGCAGCAAGAACUACAAGCAGGAGAAGCAAAUGGAGCGCGAGAAACUGUCGCAACGCGAAGAACUCUGGCAGCAGGUCGAGAGCUUGGCCAAGACGAAUCCGGAGUGGUCGAAGGCGCGUCGCUUCAACGACUGCCUGUCGUCGCCGAACGAUAGCCGUAACCUGUAUAAUGAAUACAAUGAGAAUUGUGAUCUGCUGUACGAGCAGAACGAGCAGCAGCAACAGCAGCAGCAGGCCCGCCAGCCGCCGCCACCGCUUCCACCCCAGAAACAGGCGCUGCAGGAGCCCCGAGAGUGAAAGCGCGAAUAUUAAAUUGUACAGUUGAAUUUGAAAUUUGAAACUUAAGGCGUAGAAGAUUACCACCUGACCCCCGACUUCUGCCACACAAUUUGACAUAGCUUGUUACCUAUGUACACCAUCACCAUCGCAUAAACACACACAUAAAUAUAUAUAUAAAUGUUUAAAAGUACUCCGCAGCUAAUGUUUACAAGUCUUAUAUGCGAUUUAGCCUAGCCCCUAGCAGCUUACCUAUAAAUAUUUAUAUGUUACAAGAGAACCCCAAAGGACAGAUCAAGAUCUAUGUAUAUGUUAAUCUAUAUACACAUAUAUUAUAUAUAAAUAUAUAUAUAUUUAAUGUGGGAUCCGUGCCAGCCAAAUGAGUGGAGUGGACUGGAGUGGAGAGGAGCAUCCUUAAAUCAGAAGAAGAUUUCCACAGAUACUCCUCCAAACACUGUUCUAGAUGACUUAAGGAUGCAGAAGAGCCGCAGCCGGAGCCGGAGCUGAUCAAAAUUCUUCUACCACUACCAAGUGCUGUACAGGCCAAGAAAACGAAAGGCUUCAGUUUAGCUAUAGACACAAAUAUAUAUUAUAUAGAGAUGUAUUUACAUAUUUUUGGCAAAAAAAAUAUAUAUAUUAUUGUAUGGCAUGGUAAAAGGGAAAGUACAUAAUUCGCAGAAAGGUAGAUUUUUUCAUACAGGAGACGGUGAAAAUCAAACUUUUCAAUAUAUAUAUAUAAAAAAUAUAAAAAUUAUUUUAAAACAAUCUAUAAAAAAUAUAUAUAUAUAUAUGUAUUUAUAAAUGUGAAAACAAUAAAUAAAAUGAGUUAUACACCCCUAAAGAAAUAUAUGUGCAAGUUGUAAAUGAAGCAUGUAAUUUUGUAAAAUUAUAAAUAAAAGUUUAUCAUGUCGAGAAUUGCCGGACUUUUACCAAAUGCACAUAAAAGAAACUAUUAGCUUAUGCCGCCAGAUAGGCAGCAAAUAAAUCUUAAAAACGACGAA
Drosophila ananassae is the source of this 4179-nucleotide messenger RNA. RefSeq names its product serine/threonine-protein phosphatase 2A 56 kDa regulatory subunit gamma isoform (gene wrd). The record is from RefSeq and is a predicted model, not a curated record. Lineage: Eukaryota; Metazoa; Arthropoda; Insecta; Diptera; Drosophilidae. Gene Ontology annotation, biological process: signal transduction; protein dephosphorylation. Gene Ontology annotation, molecular function: protein phosphatase activator activity. The transcript is spliced from 9 exons. Bases 314 to 3199 code for a protein of 961 amino acids. Gene Ontology annotation, cellular component: protein phosphatase type 2A complex; cytosol; nucleus.